UGAUUACAGGUAGGAAAAAAAAGGCAAAUCGCUGUUUUGAAUGGGAGACAACAACAACAACAAGAAGAAGAAAAACAGUCUUGUUGAACAUACGAGUGGCUUAAAUUGAAUGUUUACAUACAUGUUUUAGAAGUAGCGAAUGGCGUCGACUUUACUAUCACCAAUGGUGGAUUAUUACAACGACGAAGAAGAGCUGGACAGCGUGGACGAGGACGAUGACCGGAGUUUCAGAGGGAGAGACUCGGAAGAAGAUUUAUCACACACCCAUUACAGCGAACACGACACCGAAGACGCCAGCGAAACAGAUCUGGCCAAACACGACGAGGACGACUAUGUGGAGCUCAAAGAACAGAUGUACCAAGACAAACUGGCGUCGCUAAAGAGGCAGCUACAGCAACUCCAAGAAGGCACUCUGCAGGAGUAUCAGAAGAGGAUGAAGAAGCUGGAUCAGCAGUAUAAAGAAAGACUCCGUAACGCAGAUCUCUUCCUCCAGCUUGAGACGGAGCAGGUGGAGAGAAACUACAUCAAGGAGAAGAAAGCGGCAGUGAAGGAGUUCGACGACAAGAAAGUGGAGCUGAAGGAGAAUUUGAUCGCCGAGCUGGAGGAGAAGAAGAAGAUGAUCGAGAACGAGAAGCUGACCAUGGAGCUGACGGGAGAUUCCAUGGAGGUGAAGCCCAUCAUGACCCGUAAGCUGAGGAGGAGACCCAACGAUCCCGUCCCCAUUCCAGACAAACGCAGGAAACCUGCUCCAGCUCAGCUCAACUAUUUACUCACUGAAGAGCAGAUCAUGGAGGACCUGAGGACCCUAAACAAGCUCAAGUCACCGAAAAGACCAGCCUCCCCAUCGUCUCCCGAGCAUCUCCCGACCACGCCCAUGGAAAGCCCUACUCAGCGCUACGAGGCUCGGAUAGAAGAAGGAAAACUCUACUACGAUAAAAGAUGGUAUCAUAAGAGUCAGGCCAUCUAUCUGGAGUCGAAGGACAACACCAAGAUCAGCUGCGUCAUCAGUUCUGUAGGAACCAGUGAGAUCUGGGUGAGGAAGACCAGCGACAGUACAAAGAUGAGGAUUUAUUUAGGUCAGCUCCAGCGUGGUGCCUUCAUCAUCAGACGUCGUUCAGCGGUGUAGAGACACUUUCCCCUCUCCUCAUCCUCCUUCCACCCAUCUCUUCUUCAUCCCGUCUGAUCCAUCUGUCCGUCUCUCGCACACGGUAUUGCAGAGGAAUAAAAAAUUCAGCGCUCUCUCUCCCUCGCUCAUCUCACCUCGCUAAAGCCUCGAGACCGUCUAUGAAAUUCCUCCAGGCUUUAUUCUUCAUUUCACGAUCAUGUUUCUGUACAGAUUCCUUCUCCUGACCAGUCCAUCAGAGAGAGAGAGAGGGAGAGAGAACACGUCUAUAGUUUUAUCAGUUUGUACAGUUUAUGUGAUUUUUGUGUUUGUGUCUGUAUGUGUCAGAGUCAUAACACAACCACUGAAUUUCCCAGAAUGCACCUGGUAAGACUCACCUCCAUUAACUGAGCUCUGAUUACUGAGUAUUAGAGAAUAAAAGGUAUUGAGUAUCAGAGAAUAAGACGGAGCUGGUUUCCAACAUGAAUAUAUCAGUUUAUCGACGAGAAUUAUUUUUACACUCGGGUCUGCUGGAGCCUUUCAUAAAAAUAGGAUUAUUUAAAAAAAAAAAAAAAAAAUGAAAGUAUGCAUUAUUCCACAGGACACGAUUGGUUUGUUUGUGUUUCUUCAGUUCGACUCUCGAGUAAACGACUAUUAUCGCCGCCCUGCCCGUUCCCCCCCCCCACUCCUUUGUAAAUAUUAGCAUGCUGGAUUCUUUACACACUUUCUUCAGCUGACGUCUCAUUUUU
Hemibagrus wyckioides is the source of this 1851-nucleotide messenger RNA. It is a transcript of the gene suds3, whose product is annotated as SDS3 homolog, SIN3A corepressor complex component. Bases 140 to 1126 code for a protein of 328 amino acids. NCBI's taxonomy places the organism in Eukaryota, Metazoa, Chordata, Actinopteri, Siluriformes, Bagridae. Gene Ontology annotation, cellular component: Sin3-type complex. The transcript is spliced from 13 exons. Gene Ontology annotation, biological process: negative regulation of transcription by RNA polymerase II. The record is from RefSeq and is a predicted model, not a curated record. Gene Ontology annotation, molecular function: histone deacetylase binding.